AUGAAUGCUGCUUUGCUCAAUCAAAUUCAAUCCGGCAAAGGGCUUCGAAAAGCAGUCACAAAUGAUAGAUCUUCCCCACUUGUCGAUGGUCGAGUCUCCAGCGGUGGUGGUGGUGGUGGCGGCGGCGGAGGAGGAGGAGCUCCAGUCAGAGCACCUCCCGUACCCUCUGCAGGCUCCUCUCCUGGUCCCUCUUCGGCGCCUGCGCCACCGAGCGGUGGACCUGCUCAACAGCUCGCUGGACUAUUUGCAGGAGGUAUACCGACAUUGAGGAAGACUGGCAAUCGUGAGAUCUCUCCUUAUGGAAGAUCCAGACUGACAAUUUCAGAAGGUGCUUCCACUCUAGCAAGACCGCCUUCUAUUCCUUCUGCUCCUCCUGUACCAAAAUCAGCCCCUAGACAUUCCGGUCCGCCUCCGCCUGCACCUGCACCUGCUCCGCCUAGACCGACCACAGCUCCCCCUGCUCCUCCUCCACCCCCCGGUCCUCCGAGCAGAGGUCCACCUCCGCCUCCAGCGCCCCCUCCACCACCACCAGGACCGCCUGCGAGAAGUGCACCUGCCGCUCCAAUCCCACCUCCGCCGGCUCGGGCACCCCCAGUCCCCCCACCUCCUGCUGCUCCGCCAGCUCCCCCAAGAGCACCACCGGCGCCGUACCGCUCUACGCCUCCCGCUCCUCCUCAAGCUCCUCCUGCGCCACCUCGAGCAGCUCCCUCUGUACCGCCGGCACCGCCAGCAAGGGCCGCCCCACCCGCUCCACCUCCAAGGCCAAAUGGGCAUCUGGCUCCUCCACCAUUACCGAAUCGAGCGCCUUUGUUGCCAAAACGUCCGGCGAGCGCCUCAGCAGGGAGAACCGUCCCUCCUCCCCCGCCCCCUCCUGGUGCUCCUCCGCGUGCUCCUCCCCCUCCUCCACGUCCCACCGGUGCCCCAACGUUACCUUCCCGUCCAGCCUCUGCUGGUCCACCAUCUCGGACGCUACCACCACCGAUACCCCCGUCUGCGUCAAAUAACAGUUUCGCACCAUCUCCUCCACAUCGGCCCACACCCUUGAAUGCCCCCUCUCCCACUCCUCCAGCCCCUCCACCUCUUCCUCCGGCUGCGCGUCAGCUACCACCUCGUAUUCCUCCACCUACAGCACCGAUCGACGAUGAAGACGACGAAGAUGCUCCCCCUCUUCCUUCCGGUCGAAGUCCAGCAGCGGCAGCCAUUUUGGCGGCUUCUCGUCCCAGAGCACCCUCCAACCCUCCCCCUGCUCCUCCUGGUGCAAGUCCAGCACGGAUGACGCCUCCACCACCACCACCUGGUCCUAGCCCGGCUAGUCGCGCCGUUCCCCCUCCUCCCCGACAAGCACCGGCGUCUCCUACCCCUCAAGGGCGUCGACCAGCUCCAGCAGGGACGGUCUUUGCCCCUCCUCCACCUCCCCCAGGUUUGUCACCGGCGGCUAAUCGAGCUUCUCUAGCUCCGCCGAUAGUGACAAAUGCUACCAGUGGGGUCAAUGGGAAUCAGUUGAAUGGAUAUGGAGAAGAGGAAGAUGCGUCUGAGCCGCCUGCUGUGGUGGGGAAUUGGACAUUCCCGAUGAAAGGGAUGUUUCCGCCUCCGAGACCGUUUAGCGGUGGGCGCAAGACGUAUGCGAGUGGGAAUACCACAGGCGGUGGGCGAGGGUUUGAAGGAUGA
Molecule: messenger RNA, 1668 nt
Organism: Tremella mesenterica DSM 1558
Lineage: Eukaryota; Fungi; Basidiomycota; Tremellomycetes; Tremellales; Tremellaceae
Exons: 6
Coding region: 1-1668 (555 amino acids)
Molecular function (GO): actin binding
Source: RefSeq, a predicted model, not a curated record